Messenger RNA from Myiozetetes cayanensis, 1710 nucleotides. RefSeq names its product fructose-bisphosphate aldolase A. The transcript has 8 exons. Gene Ontology annotation, molecular function: fructose-bisphosphate aldolase activity. The record is from RefSeq and is a predicted model, not a curated record. Lineage: Eukaryota; Metazoa; Chordata; Aves; Passeriformes; Tyrannidae. Gene Ontology annotation, biological process: glycolytic process; fructose 1,6-bisphosphate metabolic process. The annotation marks the transcript as partial. Gene Ontology annotation, cellular component: cytosol.
GCACUGGGUGGCCAUCGCCCAGCGCAUCGUGGCCCCCGGCAAGGGCAUCCUGGCCGCCGAUGAGAGCACUGGCAGCAUCGCCAAGCGGCUGAGCUCGGUGGGGGCGGAGAACACGGAGGAGAACCGGCGCUGGUACCGGCAGCUGCUCUUCACGGCCGACCAGCGCGUGGACCCCUGCAUCGGCGGCGUCAUCCUCUUCCACGAGACCCUCUACCAGAAGGCCGACGACGGCCGCCCCUUCCCCAAGGUCAUCCGCGACAAGGGAGCCCUCGUGGGCAUCAAGGUGGACAAGGGGGUGGUGCCCCUGGCUGGCACCAACGGAGAGACCACCACCCAAGGUCUGGAUGGCCUCAUGGAGCGCUGUGCCCAGUACAAGAAGGACGGGGCAGACUUUGCCAAGUGGCGCUGCGUCCUCAAGAUCGGCCCCCACACCCCCACGGCCCUGGCGGUGCUGGAGAACGCCAACGUGCUGGCCCGCUACGCCAGCAUCUGCCAGCAGAACGGGAUCGUCCCCAUCGUGGAGCCCGAGAUCCUCCCGGACGGCGACCACGACCUCAAGACCUGCCAGUACGUCACUGAGAAGGUGCUGGCCGCCGUGUACAAGGCCCUGAGCGACCACCACAUGUACCUGGAGGGGACUCUGCUGAAGCCCAACAUGGUGACGGGGGGACACGCCUGUGCCACCAAGUACAGCCCCGAGGAGAUCGCCAUGGCCACCGUCACCGCCCUGCGCCGCACCGUGCCACCCGCUGUGCCAGGGAUCACGUUCCUGUCGGGGGGUCAGAGCGAGGAGGAGGCGUCUCUGAACCUCAACGCCAUCAACCGCUGUCCCCUGCCCCGGCCCUGGGCUUUGACCUUCUCGUACGGGCGGGCCCUGCAGGCCUCGGCCCUCAAGGCCUGGGGGGGCAAGAAGGACAACACCAAGGCGGCCCAGGAGGAGUACGUCAAGAGGGCGCUGGCGAACUCCCUGGCGUGCCAGGGCAAAUACACCCCGAGCGGCACCGCCGGGGCCGCCGCCAGCGAGUCCCUCUUCGUGUCCAACCACGCCUACUGACCACGCCCACCCACCCAGGGACACGCCCACCUCACCCAGGGACACGCCCACCAACCAUCAGACAUGCCCACCAUCCAUCAGACACGCCCAUCUUCAACUGGACACACCCACCUGCACCUGGACACGCCCACCCAAUCAUUGGACACACCCACCUGCAACUGGACACGCCCACCAUCCAGCAGACACGCCCAUCUGCACCUGGACACACCCACCCAAUCAUUGGACACGCCCACCCAAACCUGGACACACCCACCUGCACCUGGACACGCCCAUCUUCAACUGGACACACCCAUCUUCAAUUGGACACACCCAUCUUCAAUUGGACACACCCAUCUUCAACUGGACACGCCCAUCUGCACCUGGACACGCCCACCCACACCAGGACACUCCCAUCUGCACCUGGACACGCCCAUCUUCACCUGGACACACCCACCCACCCAUCGGACACGCCCAUCUGCACCUGGCCACACCCAUCUACACCUGGACACGCCCAUCUUCAACUGGACAUACCCAUCUUCAAGUGGACACGCCCACUUUCACCUGGACACGCCCACCUUCAACUGGCCACGCCCAUCUGCUCCUGGCCACGCCCCCUUUUUGCCCCUCCCCCCCCGUGUGUCUGUCUAUUAAUAAAGAGGCGGCGCCCCCAGAGCAAA